This is a messenger RNA of Fusarium oxysporum Fo47, 420 nucleotides long. RefSeq lists its product as uncharacterized. The transcript has a single exon. The annotation marks the transcript as partial. The record is from RefSeq and is a predicted model, not a curated record. NCBI's taxonomy places the organism in Eukaryota, Fungi, Ascomycota, Sordariomycetes, Hypocreales, Nectriaceae.
GUCAAUCACACUGACUUUUAUUCACUGCGCAAUCGUCCCAUCGCUCUGAGCAUUGAGACCAAGGGUGCGAGUAAUACGCCAGCAGGGUCUGCUGAAUUGCAGAUAGGGACAUGGCACUCAGCGCAAUGGCGGUCCCUGGAAGACCUGGUUUCACGCAAUGCUGGUUCUAUGGAUGGGCUGCCGUUUCUACCUGCUAUCAUCGCCCAGGGACAUCAGUGGAGUUUUACUGCCACGACAAGAGUGGGGCAGAAGACGGUCUUGUGGCUUCCCUUCCAGUUUGGUUCGACAGAUGAUGUGAUAGGUGUUUAUAGGACUGUCUUGGGACUUCAGCAACUAUGUCGUUGGGUUGAGGGUGUCUUCUGGCCAUGGUAUAAGAGAAACGCACUGGGUAUAUCAGAGGAUGGGGGUUGUACAUCAUAG